Molecule: messenger RNA, 2196 nt
Organism: Rangifer tarandus platyrhynchus (Svalbard reindeer)
Lineage: Eukaryota; Metazoa; Chordata; Mammalia; Artiodactyla; Cervidae
Source: the annotation of a GenBank genome assembly
AUGGGUGUGAGAGGUUUGCAUGGGUUUGUGGCAAGUAGCUGCCCACAUGUAUGUACGGUAGUAAAUUUCAAGGAACUGGCGGAACGCCACCGAAGCCAGCACCCCGGAGGGACCCCUACUGUCGUGGUCGAUGCCAUGUGCUGCCUCAGGUACUGGUACACACCGGAGUCUUGGAUCUGCGGUGGACAGUGGAGGGAAUACUAUUCUUCUUUGCGAGAAUUCGUGAGAACUUUUACCGCUGUUGGCAUCAAGCUGAUCUUCUUCUUUGAUGGCAUGGUGGAGCAGUCCAAGAGAGACGAGUGGGUGAAACGCAGACUCAAAAACAAUAGGGAGAUAGCCAAGAUCUUCCACUACAUCAAGUCCCACAGGGAGCAGCCGGGCAGAAACAUGUUCUUCAUCCCCUCGGGGCUGGCCAUAUUUACGCGGUUUGCUUUGAAGGCCCUGGGUCAGGAAACUCUGUGCUCGUUACAGGAGGCCGACUACGAGGUGGCCUCCUAUGGUUUCCAGAACAACUGUCUUGGGAUUCUUGGAGAAGACACUGACUACUUAAUCUAUGACACCUGUCCCUACUUCUCCAUCAGUGAGCUCUCCCUGGACAGCCUGGACACCGUCAUGCUCUGCCGGGAGAAGCUCUGUCAGAGCCUCGGGCUCAGCCUGGCCGACUUGCCCCUGUUGGCCUGCCUGCUUGGCAAUGACGUCGUCCCCGAAGGCAUGUUCGAGGGCUUUCGGUACAAGUGUUUGACGUCCUAUACCUCUGUGAAAGAGAACUGUGACAGAAGAGCUAACAUUAUCUUAGCUGUAGCAGACCACAUAUCUAAGGUCCUUCGGUUGCAUCAGGGUGAGAAAAAGCUGGAAGAGAUGCUACCUUUGGGACCAAACAAAGCUCUUUUUUAUAAAGGAGUAGCAUCAUAUCUUUUGCCAGGACAGAAAUCUCCAUGGUUUAUCCAAAAACCUAAAGAUGUAGUAACUUUGGACAAGCAGGUACUGUCCAUAAGUUCAGAUCCUGAAUCUAAGCAGGAAGUUCCCAUGCGUAUGGACCCUGAAUCCAAGCAGAAAUUACCUGUAGAUACAGACCCUGAAUUUAACCUAGAAGCACCCAUGUGUACAAACACUGAAGUUAAACAAGAAGACCCUGUAAAUACGGGGCCUGAAGCCAAGCAUCAAGUAACUAUGGUUUCAGAUCCUGAAAUCUUAAAGGUCGCCAGAGCACAGCACGUCCAGGCGGAGAGCUACCUGGUGUACGGUGUGAUGAGCAGCGGUGAGGUGGAGUGCAGCAACAGCCUGGAGGACGCCACGGACCAGGCCCUGCCCAGCCAGGCCUUUGUCUACCGGCCCGUGCGGCAGCGCGUCUACUCCCUCCUGCUGGGGGGCGGCGCAGGUGGUUUCAGCACGGGCCCCGCUGUCAAGGAGUGGUUUGUGUACUCCGGGAACCCACUGAGGCAGCCGGACCUCGUCAGGCCUCUGCAGAUGAACAUUCCAGGGGGAACACCUAAUUUGAGACAACUGUGGCUGAGCCAAGAGCCAGGAAUCCAGGCCCAGCGCUUGGACACACUCCUGGCCUGCUUUGACCUUUCAUCCUCGCGAGAAGAACUGCAGGCAGUUGAGAGCCCCUUUCAAGCACUGUGCUGCCUCCUGGUCUACCUAUUUGUGCAGGUGGACACUCUCUGUCUGGAGGAUUUGCAUGCCUUCAUUGCGCAGGCCCUGUGCCUCCAAGGAAAGCCCACCGUGGAGCUUGCAGACUUGCAGCUUGACCACAUUGACCCCAGAGCUGUGCAGCUGGCCACCCUCCUGGUGCGUGGUCUCACCACCUUGGUGUUGGUCAACGGUGCUUGUGGCUCCCCCUGGGAGAUGGCCGACUUCAUGCCCUGGCACCUGUUCGAUGGGAAGCUGUUUCAUCAGAAGUACCUGCAGUCCGAGAAAGGGUACACCGCGGAGGUGCUCGUGGAGCAGAACAGGUGUCACGUCACCAGAUUCCACACCCUGAAGUCAGUUGUGUGCAAAGCCUGUGGGAAGGAGAGCAGACCGAUCGUCAGCAGGCGGCACUGGCGUCCACACCACACAGGACGGUGGGGCCGACCGGGAUCCAGCUCCCACGGGACAAGCUCCGGGUGCAGCCGGGCUGGCCACAGACAGCACUGGAGGGACCAGGGGCCAGGAAGUAGACAGUAUGAGCCUGACCAGUGGAGAAGAUAUUAG